Scomber scombrus (Atlantic mackerel) is the source of this 1852-nucleotide messenger RNA. It is a transcript of the gene fnta, whose product is annotated as farnesyltransferase, CAAX box, alpha. The record is from RefSeq and is a predicted model, not a curated record. Gene Ontology annotation, biological process: protein farnesylation; protein geranylgeranylation. Lineage: Eukaryota; Metazoa; Chordata; Actinopteri; Scombriformes; Scombridae. Gene Ontology annotation, molecular function: protein farnesyltransferase activity; CAAX-protein geranylgeranyltransferase activity. The coding region runs from base 35 to 1135 and encodes 366 amino acids. The transcript is spliced from 9 exons. Gene Ontology annotation, cellular component: cytoplasm; CAAX-protein geranylgeranyltransferase complex; protein farnesyltransferase complex.
CCAGACGCGAUUAAGCAGCUAGUAAAGUAGAGCAAUGUCAGGUGUCGAGGAUAGCUCAAAUGAAUAUGUAGACGCGAAAGAAGACGCAGAGUUUAAUGUAGAGGCUGAGGACCACCUGGAGGAUGACUUUCUUGAGGACCCGACUCGAUAUAAGUUUUACAGAGACAGAAAGGAGUGGGCAGACCUGGAGCCUGUUCCUCAGGAUGAUGGACCAAAUCCUGUAGUGAAGAUCGCCUACUCUGAAAAGUUCUCAGAUGUUUACGACUAUUUCCGUGCCCUCCUGAAGAAUGAUGAAAAAAGCGAGCGCGCUUUUGCUUUGACAGCAGAUGCCAUUGAGCUAAAUGCGGCAAAUUACACAGUAUGGCACUACAGGCGAGUAUUACUGCAAGCCCUGAGAAAAGACCUGAGGGAGGAGAUGAGGUACAUUACUGCCAUCAUCGAGGAGCAACCCAAAAACUACCAAGUCUGGCAUCACAGGCGUAUGGUGGUAGAGUGGUUGAACGACCCCUCAGAGGAGCUGGAGUUCAUUGCGGACAUUCUCAGCCAAGAUGCAAAGAACUACCACGCCUGGCAGCACAGACAGUGGGUCAUACAGGAGUAUAAACUGUGGGAUGAUGAGCUAGAAUUUGUGGAGAACCUUUUGGAAGAAGACGUGAGGAAUAACUCCUCAUGGAACCAGAGGCAUUUUGUAAUUUCUCACACUACAGGCUUCUCUGAUUCCGCCGUACUGGAGAGGGAGAUUCAGUAUUGUGUCACCCAGAUCAAGAAAGCCCCCCACAAUGAAAGUGCAUGGAACUAUUUGAAAGGGAUGCUGCCAGACAGAGGUCUGUCGUCCCAGCUGGGCCUGCUGGAGAGGGUCCUGGAGCUGAAGGAGACGCAUUGUUCACCUUACCUUCUAGCGUUUCUCUUUGAUUGCUAUGAGGACGCCUUGGAGAACGGCGUCGACAAAGAAAAUGCAGAUGAGGAGGAACGAAAGGAAACUUUAAGAAGGGCUCUAGAAAUUUGUGAACUUCUGGCGCAGGAGAAGGACACGGUCCGUAAAGAGUACUGGCUGUUUUUGGGACGAUCUUUAAAGAGCAAAUACGGAACCAGCGGCCCCUCUGCUGAGCCUAUGGCAGAUGACCCUAAACCUUAGCUCCUACAUCUGGGCAGCAGGACAUGAACUAGACCCCCUGGGAGACUUACCACCAUUUCCACUCCUGUCCUGUCUUAUUAAUGUCCUCAGCAGUGUUUGAUAUUACUUUAAAUUGCUAGUAACCACUAACAAGAGGUCAUGUAGGCAAGACACAAAGAUUGACAUCAAACAGAUACAAUACAAAUAAUACAUGAAAAUCCCUCCCUUGCUAAAAUCUAAUUUACAAAUGUCGCAUUAAAAAACUCAAUGUUUCUUUUUUUCUUUUCUUUUUUUUUUUUUUUACCUUUGCUCAUCCUAAAUUAAAGAAUAGGAUCCAUAAAACCUCACAUUAAGUCUGUUUGACAGCAGGCCUCCGAGUGUGUUUGCAUGCACACUUAAUUCAAUUUAUAGUCUUUUUGAGUGAUUAUAGGUACACAUCUGAGGUUAUAUAUCUAAUAAGAGAAAACCAAUCUAUCAGGAGGAUCUUAUUUCCUUGUUAUUUUUAAAUGUAAUUUAUAAGUUAGAUGUUUGGUAACCUAGAAGUUUAACAGCGAUAUGUUUGAACAGCCACAUUAGUGACUAAAUGGAGUAUUGUGAGCAUGUAAACCCACUCUGAACAUAAAUCCUGCAACAUUUCUUGAUUUUUCAGAGGUGUCAGUUGGAGAAUACAUGUCGUUAUGUUUUAAUGGAGGGAAAAAAAGCAUCAUGGAACACAAAAAUAAAAACGGUUUGUAGUAA